This is a messenger RNA of Fonsecaea nubica, 2433 nucleotides long. RefSeq lists its product as hypothetical. Gene Ontology annotation, molecular function: zinc ion binding; DNA binding. The coding region runs from base 1 to 2433 and encodes 810 amino acids. The record is from RefSeq and is a predicted model, not a curated record. Gene Ontology annotation, biological process: DNA-templated transcription. The transcript is spliced from 5 exons. Lineage: Eukaryota; Fungi; Ascomycota; Eurotiomycetes; Chaetothyriales; Herpotrichiellaceae.
AUGCGCGCAAAGUCCGCUGCAAUGCGGCUUCGCCUGGAAAUGACGGACAGUGUUCUUCCUGUGUGUCGAUUGGGGUUCCAUGUGAACUUCUCCCGGAGCGAAGGCGGUUCGCAAUAUCGCGAGCGUCAGAAAAGUUCCUACAGCAAACCUGCCACACGGGUCGACGGUCUGCUGGGAGAUGCGCAGAGUGCAUCUGUAGAUGGUCUGCAAGCUCCGCUGAAGCCUAAGCCAACCUCUAUCGGCCAAGCUCACCCUGUUGUUGAGGCAGCGACGAGCCUGCCGCGCGCAUCGAUCAGUGGCGACUAUGGCGUUCGAAAUCACGGGCUUCAAGGGGCGGCCUAUAUUCAGGGCGAGGCCCAGCGCGAGCUUGUCGACUUCCCAACAGUCGACUCGUCCUCCUCAGGAGUAAAGUCUUCAGCAGGUGGCGGCGCUUCCAAUGUUUUCGAGAGCAAUGUCUGGAGCGGUCCUCUCGAGGCUGUCAGGCACACGUCUGAGGGUCACUCUGCGCUCUCGUGGGGAUCAACAAGGCCUGAGCACUCUGCUCAACCGACGACAACUUCAACGGUAAAAGCCAGACCACGGAGGUAUUUUGUAUACUCGGGCGACACUCUUUCAUAUUCGUUCCUGCCUCACAUGGCUGGCCAUCGACGUUUCAAAAGAAGCAGCCGCCUUGUCCCAGAGACCGGACAGUCGACCAGUAUGAGUCUCUCCAACGAGCCAUUUCCCGUUGCUACAUGUCCAUCCCAUCGGUGGGAGCCAAAAAUACUCCAGCCCACCACCAGUGGAGACACCGUCUUCGGCCACUUGAACUCGGUGGACACGUUCUACCUUACGAGGCUCAAGAACAUCCUUUAUUUCCCAGAGACCUCUGUAGCGCGCAUCUUUUUCCUCGCGUUCAGAGAGCACGUGCUGCCCACCUGUCCCGUCACAGACAGAUAUGAGUUGAACGAAAUCUACGAGAAUUUCGUAAAUGGGCACAUCACCUGCCCCAUGCUGUUACAUUCGAUUUUCUUUUCAUCGUCGCAAUAUGUCUCCCAGGAUGCGCUGACAAGCGCGGGGUUUGACUCGCUCCACGAGGCAAAGGCAUAUUUCUACGAACGUGCGACCCUGCUCUACGCAUUGAACUGUGAAUACGACCAACUCCGGAUCAUUCAAGCCCUUUUGUUCGUCAGCAUGUGGUGGUCCGACUUCAGCGAGGAAAAGGGCACCAAAUACUGGAUCUCGUGUGCCUCGAACCUGGCACUGGCCAUCGGACUGCACAAGGCUGUGCCCGCGGCGGCCCGUCUAAGUCAACAGGAACGAUCAAUGUGGCGCAGGACCUUCUGGACCGUCUACAGCAGGGACUGCAACGCCUCGGUUGCCAUGGGCCGUCCCCUCACGAUCAACAGCAAGGAGAUUGACGUGGAAGAGCUUAGUGAUGCAGACUUCUAUGAAAGACGGGAGGCAUCUCCCCUCGGCCGUUACCCUGGCUCCGAGACAGAGACUCUGGUUGACUUCACUGAAUACUCGGGCACCCAGGUUUUCUUCGCCGUCAAGACAGCUCGUCAAGCCGCUUUAUUGGAUCGAACGAUCACAGUCGAUUUGGAUUACACUCUCGGCAGUGAAGAUGCCAUCAGAGAACUUUAUGAAUGUCAACGCGAAAUAACCAUCCUGCGAACGGAACUAUCAAGCUACAUCGCUAGCCAGUCCGAUGGGGGAGUGAAAGAUGGAACACCCGUCCCUACGGAGAUGCGGUGGAUCAUGUUUCUGCAACUGAGUACCGAACGAACCCUGUCGGUCGUCUGUCGCUACCUUCGAAGACACAUUGAAAAAAGUCAAGCUUGGGAUGCCAGCUGCUCGCACAAAGUGUCCGAGAUCCGGGCUGAAAUGGUCCGGGCCGCUGCCAGGACGCUGAACUUGUAUGAAGAGCUCCUAAACUCUGAUUGCUUGAGAUAUUCUCCCAAUUUCCUAAAAUUCAGGAACACCCCCAUCUUCGGGGCCAUGGUCACGUACGCCGAAAUCAUCAAAGAAGCACGAGAGAAAGGCCGGGUUGACAGGAUUGCAACAAACAAGUACCAGCUUGGAACCAUGAUAUUGGAGGAGAUGGAGUCGUUCUGGCCUGCCUCGGCGUGGGCAUGCUCCUUGUUCAAGAUCUUGGCCGAAAAGGACUUCUUGCCUCUCCGAAUUCUGCCCCAUGCGUCCCGGUGGCAGAGCCCUGAACCGGGUAGCGAAGAAGUGGGAACCGAAACUGGUACCGGCUUCAACCAAGAUGGUGGUGGUGGUGGUGGUCCCCAGGCUGAAAGAUCAGCGGAAAGAUCAUCCUUUGGCUACGAUCCGUUGCAGGACGCGAACUUCUUCCUGAACUUCAACGCCAAUAGCACCCUCGAGGCUAUGUUCUCUGACGAUCUUUUUGACCCACAGACGUGGUAUGCCUCGAUGCAGGCCCCGCAGUAA